AUGAGUAACGACUUAGAAGAAAAGGGCCCCGACAGUCCUCCGAACAAAGCUUCUCAUGGACAAGAUUUAAUUUCAGUCGUGUCACGUCACACAGUUGAUUACGACUUAUAUGUUGCUAAAUCCAACCCCGUUGGUAUCCAAAAUAAAGAGGGGCAUCAGUUAAGACAAGCUUUAGAUUCUCGUCAUGUUAGUAUGAUUGCCAUUGGUGGUGCAUUGGGUACUGGUUUAUUAAUUGGUACUGGUUCUGCUUUAAAAACUUCAGGGGCUGGUGGUAUUUUAGUUGCAUACUCCCUUAUUGGGUUUGUUGUGUUUAUGGUCAUGAGUGGAUUAGGGGAAGUUGCUACUUUUAUUCCUUUGAAUGGUUUUGCCAAUUACUGUCAAAGAUACGUAGAUGAUGCUUUGGGCUUUGCUUGUGGUUAUGUCUAUUUAUUCAAAUACUUAAUUUUACCUGCUAAUCAAUUAGUAGCCGGUUCCUUAACAGUUCAAUAUUGGGUGAGUGCAGAAAAAAUGAACCCUGGAAUUUGGAUUACAAUUUUCCUAGUUGUUAUUUUGGCAAUUAACCUAUUGGGUGUUCGAUUUUUCGGUGAAAUUGAGUUCUGGUUAUCUACAUUGAAAGUGUUAACCUGUCUUGGUGUUAUUUUAAUCCUUUGGAUUAUCGCUUUGGGAGGUGGGCCAACUGGAGAUAGAAUUGGGUUCAGGUAUUGGAAAAACCCUGGGGCAUUUAUUGAGUACAAAGAUUCAUCCAAGGAUCUUGUAAUAGAAGGCUCCAAAGGUCGAUUUGUUGCUUUUGUUUCCGUCCUUGUUACUGCUGUCUUUGCUUACUUAGGUACAGAAUUAGUUGGUAUUACCUUUGCCGAAGCCAGAAACCCUCGUCGUUCCAUUCCAAAGGCCAUUAAAUUGACUUUCUACCGUAUUGUUAUUUUCUACAUCCUUGCUAUCUUCUGGUUGGGAAUGUGUGUUUCCCCGGAUGAUCCACUUCUUCUUACUGCAACAGGUAAUACUGCUUCCGCCUCCCCAUUCGUCAUUGCUAUCAGAAAUGCAAAUAUAGAUGCUUUAGAUCAUAUUCUUAAUGGAUGUAUCCUUUUAUUCGUUCUCCUGGCUGCUAAUUCCGAUAUGUAUGUUUGUUCAAGGACUGUUUAUUCUCUUUCAGUUGCUGGAUAUGCACCAAAGUUCUUCACCAAGACCAACUCACUCGGUGUUCCAUACUACGGUAUUGCCCUUAGUUUUGCUUUCACUUUAUUAGCUUACAUGACUGUCUCGUCUACAGCUGCUGAAGUCUUCACUUACUUGGUCAAUGUCGUUUCCUUAACAGGUUUGAUAGCUUGGUCAUGCGUGCUUACCAUUCAUAUACGUUUUAUGAAAGCAUUGAAGGCUCAGGGUUAUGACAGAAAGACCACCUUGGUUUACAGAUCUCCUUUCCAACCUUGGGGUUCUUACCUUGCAUUGCUGAUCUGUGUUUUGGUUAUUUUCAUCAAGAAUUUUACCGUCUUCUUAGGUAACUCUUUCACUUACAAGAGUUUCAUUACUGGUUACAUUGUACUUCCAAUUUUCUUGAUGAUGUAUUUCGGAUACAAAAUCGUUCACAAGACCAAGAUCAUUAAACCAGAAGAAGUGGAUUUGGAUACGUACAGAGAUGUUAUUGAUGCUGAGUUUGAACAAUUUGAAGCUGAAGCUAAGGAAAGAAAGGCUUCUAGAGAAGCUGAAGGUAUUAAGUAUGACAAAGAAUGGUUUUAUGAAAAGUUCCUUGGAUGGAUUUUCUAG
Hemisphaericaspora subhashii is the source of this 1761-nucleotide messenger RNA. RefSeq lists its product as uncharacterized. Gene Ontology annotation, molecular function: amino acid transmembrane transporter activity. Bases 1 to 1761 code for a protein of 586 amino acids. Gene Ontology annotation, cellular component: membrane. NCBI's taxonomy places the organism in Eukaryota, Fungi, Ascomycota, Pichiomycetes, Serinales, Debaryomycetaceae. Gene Ontology annotation, biological process: amino acid transmembrane transport. The record is from RefSeq and is a predicted model, not a curated record. The transcript has a single exon.